AGAUGGUUUGUUGUUGUUCUACACACGGGUGGAGGAGAUGGGAAACUGGAGGUGAGGAAUUCACCACAGAGGCACAGGAACGAGACAGAGCUUUCUGACUGACUGGGAGUAAAGCCAAACCUAUGGAUCUUCAACAGUUUGCAGUUUAGAAGCGUGAAGCGUAUCACUCAUCGUCCUUCACUGGAGGAAGAAGACGAAACUUCUAAACCUGUGUGUCUCUACCAGAACUUCCCACGCGGCUGUCUGAAGAAGAGAAGUAGAGGGAAAGAGAGAGAGGAACGAAGAGCAAAAACCAGCCUGCCUUGGAAAGGGAAGAAGGACGGUGUCCUGAGAGGGAGGUGGCUAUGCGUGAGGAGGUUUCCUGUGCCAACUCCCCUGAAGGGGGGCUGGGGGCCAGCGAGGAGGAGCUGGAGAGGGGCUCCAAGAAGAGUGGGCCAACAGGGGGGCGAAAGCGGGUGCCGUACCCCAAGAAGGACAGUUUGGGUCGGGCCGAGGAGAGGGCCGUGGUCAGCGGGAGCCCCAACUGCCUUGUUCCGUCAGGGCCAAAGCGGCAGAAGAAGCAACAGAGCUCCCCCACGUCGGUGGUGUGUGUGGCCCCAUCCGUGCUGAGCUCCAGCGGCCUUGGUUUGGGCCCGGGCGGCGAGCCCUUCGAGGACCUGCACACUCAGCGAGUGAUCGCCAACGUUCGCGAGCGCCAGCGCACGCAGUCACUGAACGACGCCUUUGCCUCGCUGCGUAAGAUCAUCCCCACUCUGCCCUCCGACAAACUUAGCAAGAUACAGAUCCUGAAACUGGCGUCACGCUACAUCGACUUCCUGUACCAGGUGCUGCAGAGUGAUGAGAUGGACGCCAAGCUGGCUAGCUGCAACUACCUAGCCCACGAACGCCUCAGCUACGCCUUUUCCGUCUGGAGGAUGGAGGGUGCCUGGGCAAUGUCUGCCAGCCACUAGUGUCCCCUCUCCAUCCUCCAGCCUGCUCUGCCCGUCCUGCUCUGUCUUAACCUUACUUUCUCUUACUUCCUUCUUGUACUGCCUAACCCCACCAUCCCUGGCCUCCCCUAACCCACUAUCUCUGUACCCCCUAACCCCACCAUUCCUGGCCUCCCCUAACCCACUAUCUAUGUACCCCCUAACCCCACCAUCCCUGGCCUCCCCUAACCCACUAUCUCUGUACCCCCUAACCCCACCAUCCCUGGCCUCCCCUAACCCACUAUCUCUGUACCCCCUAAAUCCACCAUCCCUGGCCUCCCCUAACCCACUAUCUCUGUACCCCCUAACACCACCAUCCCUGGCCUCCCCUAACCCACUCUCUCUGUACCCUGUAACACAACCAACCAUGGCCUCCCUUAAGCCACUAUCUCUGUACCCAGUAACCUCACCAUCCAAGGCCUCCCUUAAGCCACUAUCUCUGGCCCUCCUUUAAGCCAAAACACACUGUUUCCUCCUAACCCACUACCUCCCUCUCUUCAUUAUUCUCUAUUCUCUACUGUUCUUCAAACUGUUCUUUGCUUACCCUCUCAUUCCCCUAAUCGCCCACUGCUCCAUCACUCACCUUACCCACUGCUCCAUCACUCACCUUACCCACUGCCCCAACACUCAACUUACCCACUGCCCCAACACUCAACUUACCCACUGCCCCAACACUCAACUUACCCACUGCCCCAUCACUCCCACUGUACCCGUUCACCCUUCGAGCUUUGCCCCCGCAACCCCCCUUUCCACCUAAAAUGCCCCUGUAUGCCGCCUAACAAUUUAGCCCCAACUCCACAACUCUACGGUACACCCCUGCAGGACAGACAUCUAACGAAUGGACUCCUCUUUACAUCUAAAAAGGUCUGUCGUGUCCAUCCUCCCCUGCAUACCCCAUCUCUCCUUCUUCGGAAGCCCUGGCCCACAGACAUGGGCAUUGGAGCGAACACAGGCAUUGGUUUAAGGACAGAUAUCCAGUCGACUCUCCUUUUGCAGCCUGACAGACAGACAGUAUUAAAAUGCAGCCUGACAGAGAGACAGACCGUUUUAUAAUGCUCUAUUACAGUACGUGACUGUCACUGAGGCAUGACGAAGAUCCUCAAUUUAUACACCACUUCAAAGACUCCACAGAGGAAGAUUCUUUGACAACUGAGAUGACUUACGCUCAUGAUAAUUACAAUAAUGGCCAUAAUAAUGACGCCAAAGGGAUGGAUAGCUGGUGGUCCCAGCCCAAUGAAUGUUUACAGCAAAGAUGCUAAUAAGCUAAUAAUUGUAGGCUCUUCCACCUCCAUUUGAUGGGUAGGAAAAGUCACAGAAGCCUGCCAUGUUUCCAACAGUUAUAUACCUGUAUCUGCUUGAUUUGUCUGUUGCCUAUGUUCAUGUAUUUCUCUGUUUGCAUUAUGUCCCUUCAUAGCGAGUGGACUUAGCAUGUGCAUAUGCUAAUUGCUUAUUCAUAAAGGUUACAUUUUACAUUACAAUGACUUUAUAUCAGAGUAAGUAAUAAGCGAUAAUCUUUGCUGGCUCCCUACAACACAUGAGUACAGUAGUACACACAGUUUUGUAGCAUGCACAGACUAUGUUUAGAUUAGACAUAGUGGAUAGAUUCCACUAAACCUAAGGUCUGUGAUAGAUUAAGUAUGAAAACUUAACAUGCAAAAUAACUACGUGGUAAUACAGUAGGAGCAGAGUAACAUAUGACAUUCUUUGGACACUCUUAAUUAAAGUAAAGAUACAAUUAGGAGUGACAUUGUACAUUGUUGUAUAUACAAGUAACAUUGUACUUAUAGUUUUAAGUACCAUUGUACUUAUAGUUUUAAGUAGCAGUGUAGUACUUUUAAAUGAAAGAUACAAAUAUAGUUUGAAUAUUGUAAGUUUAGUAAUUCAUUGGAAUUUCUCUUUAAGGAAAUACUGCAAUAUGCUAUCAGUAAUUUGAGAGUGUAAUGAAAAUUGUAAACUGUACUUUUUUUUAACAAUGUGAUUAAUAUCAGAUUUUGUUGUUACUGGGGAAUGGUAGGUAGUGGGAAUAUCUGAUAUACUGUCUCCAGAAAAAGUAGUUGGUUAAUAUGUUUUAUCCUCGUGCUCAGAUGUAGUUCUUUUGGCAUAUUGUUUGUCACCAGCUUUUCAUUACAUGAGCUCCUGUGGAUAAUAAUAAAAACAGUUUUGGUAAAAUACCACUGAAAGUCUGA
Messenger RNA from Oncorhynchus kisutch (coho salmon), 3154 nucleotides. Its product is annotated as twist-related protein 2-like. Gene Ontology annotation, molecular function: DNA-binding transcription factor activity, RNA polymerase II-specific; protein dimerization activity; RNA polymerase II transcription regulatory region sequence-specific DNA binding. The transcript is spliced from 2 exons. The coding region runs from base 345 to 950 and encodes 201 amino acids. The record is from RefSeq and is a predicted model, not a curated record. NCBI's taxonomy places the organism in Eukaryota, Metazoa, Chordata, Actinopteri, Salmoniformes, Salmonidae. Gene Ontology annotation, biological process: regulation of transcription by RNA polymerase II; developmental process.